Aspergillus ibericus CBS 121593 is the source of this 1119-nucleotide messenger RNA. RefSeq names its product serine protein kinase. Gene Ontology annotation, molecular function: protein kinase activity; ATP binding. Gene Ontology annotation, biological process: protein phosphorylation; spliceosomal complex assembly; regulation of mRNA processing. Lineage: Eukaryota; Fungi; Ascomycota; Eurotiomycetes; Eurotiales; Aspergillaceae. Bases 1 to 1119 code for a protein of 372 amino acids. The record is from RefSeq and is a predicted model, not a curated record. The transcript has 5 exons.
AUGCACUUCCACUCCAUCCCCGCAACGGUCGAACUCAUCGACCACUAUCGACAAGGCGGGUACCACCCCGUGCACCUCGGCGACGAAUUCCACCACGGGCGAUACAAAGUCCUCGCGAAGCUUGGGCAUAAUGCAUCCUCGACUACCUGGUUAGCGAGGGAUAAUGAAGGACCCCAACCCGAAGUCUCCCUUAAAGUUCUCCAAGCUAGUGCCAGCAAAAAUAACCGCGAACUCGCCAUGCAUCAGCGCCUAGCGACGACUAGGACUGCCGACCAUCCGGGUAAGGGUAACAACCACGUCGUGGAACUGCUAGAUCACUUCUACCACGAGGGUCCGAACGGGAGACACCUCUGUCUUGUGUUUCCCGCUAUGGUAUCGGAUGUACGAGCCAUGGUGACGAGUGGUGCGCCAUUGAAUGCGAGGGAUCUGGGGAAUUUGGCGAGGCAGGUCUUGCGGGGUGUGCAGACUUUGCAUGCCGCGGGGAUUGGGUUUUGUGAUCUCCGGCCGGAGAAUAUCAUGGUUGCGUAUCCGGUGCCAACGUGUCGGUGGGAUUGUCUCCAACCUGCGCUUUGUAUGCCCGUGGAGUGGAGGGGGGGGUUGGAGAAGGAUGAGAGUGUCCCGAGGUAUUUGGUACAGUCGCAGCGGUAUCCGUGCAUGGUGGAGAGGGAGGAUUUUGAUCGGGUGGUGGUGGUGAUUGGGGAUUUGGAGGGUGCUCAAUGGAUUAAGAGCUGUGAUCGGAUGCCAGGGGUCGCGUUGUCGAUGCGCGCGCCGGAGGUGAUUGGUAAAGGACGGUGGGAUGAGAGGGCGGAUAUUUGGGGGUUGGGAUGUCUGAUUUAUGAACUGGCGACGAACGAGAUCCUAUUCCCCGUGAAAACGCGGGGAGUGUCAGAGGAGAAGGUUGAUGAAAACCAUCUGGGACUCAUUGAAUGGCGUCUUGGUGAGCAUGCUCCGCAGGGGUUUGCGGUGUAUCUUGGGGAACGGUUGCCGAGAGGUUCAUUUACAGUCAAGGAUGUGGAACGUUUGGCUGAGGUUCUGUUGCACAUGUUGCAGAUAGCACCGACAAACCGGUGGUCAGUGAAUGAGUUGCUCGAGACCCCAUUUAUUAAGGGUCGGUAUUAG